AUGAAGAAAAAAGAAGAAUUCAUCUCCCGAGACCCCCGACCACCACGGACCACGACAUCCGCGCGGGCUUUACGCGGACUCCAGCGCCGGUGCCCUAGGGAAAACAGAACUGGAAUCGAUCUGGAACAGAUUGCCAGGUGGAAUGAGCCGGAUGUGGACUAUACUCCCUAUAAUGAUAUAAUAUCUGCUGUAUGGCCGACAUUAAGACAUAGAAACUACACAUGGGGAUUAUUAGAGGGUCCAUUAAAAUCCACGUCAACUUUAUACAGUAAUCCUGAUAUCAUUAUACCAGAUCCUUGUUCUCAUCCUUCUACUAUCAUAUGUGGACAUUCAGAUAAAGAAUAUAUUAAUAUAAAACCACCACAACUAUUAAAACAUGGUAGACGAUAUCGUGUUUGUCUCCAUGCUGAUUCUACAACACUACAACAUGAGAAAUGGGAUGAAGAUCUAGAAGAAAUUAAUAGUUGUAGUGAUGGUAUAACAGUUGAUUUAUCUCCCCCUAGUGGAGGUCGAGUCUGGAUACAAACAGACACUAAUACUAACUAUCAGGUGUCUAGUAAUACUUUGACUGUAUUUUGGGAUUCAUUUAUUGAUGUAGAAGAAGAAGGAGGAGCUGUACAUCCUAGUGGAAUUUCACAUUAUACUGUACAAAUAGGCUCAUUGAGGUAUUUGUCUGAUGUGCUAUCACCUGUUACUGUUGGAUUAAUAAAUCACCAGGUUUUCCAUAACUUAACUCUACAGAAUGGUCACCAGUACUUCGCUACAGUCACAGCUGUUGAUUUUGUGAAUAGAAAUAAAACAGUAGUCAGUGAUGGAAUAAUUAUUGAUCAUACAGCUCCAGAAAUACUUCUAAACAGAAUACAGACAUCUUCACCAUAUCUCAUAUCUUUAGAUACAAUAUCAGCUUGUUGGAUGGGAAGUUUUAAAGACAGUGAAAGUGGUAUUAAAUUAUAUAAAUGGUCAGUAGGUAGUAGAGAAGGUCAAACAGACGUAUUAAAAACAAGAGAAACAGUUGAAAAUUGUGAUGUAGCUACACUGAAUGUUAACUUACAGGAUGGCUUUACUUAUUAUAUUAACGUCCAGGCCAUGAAUGGAGUUGGGAUGUCUACCAUGUUAAUAUCACGACCACUAACAGUGGAUACAACACCACCAAUAACAGGAUUAGUAUUCGAUGGUAUUUCUGGUGAUAACAACAUAGCGAAUACUGAUUAUAUCUCUAAUACUGUACCACCUUCUGUUAGAUGGGAAAGAUCCCAUGAUCCCCAUUCGUCUAUUAAACAUUAUUCUGUUCAAAUAGGAACUUGUCCUGGAUGUGAUGAUAUUUUACCACAAACAGAAACGGGUAACUCUCACAGUCACGUGAUAGAUGGAACUAGAGAUGCUGAUAUUGACUUCCAGGCUUCAAGAACAUAUAUUGGUGGUAAAUGGUAUGGGUUUAAAGAUAGUGAAAGUUCUAUAGAGAAAUAUGAAUGGAGAGUUGGUACUAGUAAAGGUGGUAGUGAAAUAUUGAAACCAGAAACUUUACCUGUUAUAGAAAUAAUCUACCGAUCUAAUCUUCCUCUACUACAACAUUUACCUGUUGGUAUACCUAUCUAUAUCACUGUCACAGCUUAUAAUAAAGCAGGUUUAAGCAGCCAAUCAACAUCUGAUGGAUUUAUAAUAGAUACUACACCGCCAACUGUCGCCAAACAAACCACUCUAUCAUCAACAUUCGCUUCCAUUUUACCGUCAACAAUAAUAUGUAGAACAGGAUUUAAAGUAAAAUGGGAAUUUACUGAUGUACAAUCAGAUAUUGAACAUCAGUAUAUUUCACUUUCACCACAUUUACUUGGUGAUUUCAAUUCUUCAACAACAGAGAUACCAAGUGUUCUAAAAGAGUGUGUAUUUAUUAUAGAUACCAAGUGGUCUAAAAGAAUUCCAAGUGUUCUAAAAGAGUAUGUAUUUAUUAUAGAUACAAAGUGUUCUAAAAGAGUGUGUAUUUAUUUAGAUACCAAGUGUUCUAAAAGAAUACCAAGUGGUCUAAAAGAGUGUGUAUUUAUUAUAGAUACCAAGUGGUCUAAAAGAAUACCAAGUGUUCUAAAAGAGUAUGUAUUUAGUGGUUUAUCUCUACAUGAUGGUAGUAAAUACAAUGUGAAGGUUAUUGGCUGUAAUUUAGCGGGAUUAUGUAUAUCUUCUGUAUCGGAUGAUAUUUUAGUUGAUACAACACCUCCGACUAGAGAUCUUCAUAGUGGUGUACAGUAUUAUCUUUUAUCUGUUGGUACCAAACCAUUUUAUACUGAUUUAAAUAAGGAUGGUAAAACUGUGAAAUACUUGCAUGAGGAUGGUAGAUUAUUGGAAAAUGAAGGAGAAGUACAGACUAAAACAGUUGAAACAUCAGGAAAUCUCGUCCAUGGAAUGUCUGUUUUUAUAUCUAUUGUAGCUACUAAUGGGGAUUGUAUUGCAUCUCACAUGUAUUUUCUACUGGUAGGAUUAAAGAGUCAACCAAUUCACAAUGAAUUUCAAUUGAUACAUGCUGACCUCAGAACAAACGAUCAUGGAUCAUUGGUGAGAAGAUGCCGACCAUAUAAAUGUGAAGGUCAUUGUGUUUGUAGUGAACAAGAUAAAAUAUGUCCUAAACCAGAUGGUAAUGGUUGUAUAACAAAUGACAGUGACAUAGAUUUCAUUCAAGUUAUAGAUGUAACUAAUCUACAAUCAACUGAUAAAGUUCAAACUAAUUAUACACCAACUAAUAUGUUUCUAUCUGCUGAAUGGAGACUUUUAACCAAUACAGCAUCUCAACCCAUUAGGUACGAAGUUAGUAUUGGUCUGUCUGACGAAGACCAGCCCAGUGGCGUGUUUGAUUCAUCUGCCGAACGACAUUGGUUUGAUGUUGGUCAAGAUAUGAGUACAAUUAUUACACUAACCAAAGUAUUUGUAAGAGCGUGGUAUGAUGAUAAAAGAUAUUAUAUUUAUAAAUCACCUGGUAUCACUGUGAUCUCUAAACCUUCAACUCUGAUUUACAUAAGGGGAGUAGCCGUUAAAGAAUUAGAACAGACAACAAGUAAUAAAGAUAUUGACUACCAAAUAAACAACAAUACAAUAAUAGUUGGUUGGAAAGAUAAAUUUAAUGGUGGAAUUCAUGGUAUAGAUUAUUACCAGGUUUAUAUCAGUACACAUCCACAAGGUCACAAUAUCCAUAGGACUGACACAAAAGUAUUGCCACAGCAGAAAUCAUUCAGUAUAUCUGAAUUAAAGUUACAAGAAAAUAAGAUAUAUUACAGCACAGUUUUAGCCUUUAACAAAGCUGGGUUUUGUAGCUGGAGCACCAGUGAUGGCAUCAUAAUUGAUUCUACACCACCUUCAACUGGUAUCAUACAUGAUGGAUUAGGUAUAAGUGCGUUUAUGGCAUUAAAGUAUAUCUCCUGCACCAGGCAGGGCCCACACGACUCUGAAUUCCAGUCAUCUGACAGCUUGAUUUCUGCUUCGUGGUAUGGUUUCUCUGAUAUAGGAUCAGGGAUUGUGAAUUAUAACUGGUGUGUUGGUAGACUGAAUGACACCACUACUUGUGAUAUACUACCAUGGACUAAUGUUGGUUUGGAAAUAAAAACCACCGAUCAAUCGCCUGUUACACUGAAAUCAGCUAAGAUCUUUCAUAAAGUGUAUGCUGUAGAUGGUAGUGGUUUACAAUCACAAGUUGCUGUCUCUAAUGGGAUUAUUAUUGAUACUUCACCACCUGAAGCAAGUUACCUGGAAUUUAUUGGAGAGAAUCUCAUCCUUAAUCCCUCAUUUGAAUCAAUAUCUGAUGACACAACAACUUCUUGUAAUUCUAACAUCCCAGAACAUUGGUCUACAGAUUCACAAUCGUGUGUUAAAACUCGAUCAUCUCAACAUUCAACAGCUCAUGAUGGUGAAGUUUAUAUCACAAUAACAGAUCAGAUUCAACAAACCAUUCAAAAUCUAGAUACAGAUUGUUCUUAUCAGCUUACUGUACAUGUUGGUUACCCACAUGAUAUCUUACUAUCAAAUCAUAUGGUAGAAGGUUUUAUUAGAUUAGGACAUGAAAUAAACAGUUUUAAACUGAAUCCAGAUCUCUGUCAGGGUGAUAGUUCUCAACUUGUCAAUGUGAUUCAUUGGUAUAAAUUCACCUAUAUUUAUCAACCAAUAAAUACACGAGAGAAAUUAGUAAUUGGUACAACAAGAAAUAAUAUGAUAUUGGCUAUAGAUGAUCUAGAACUUAGAAAAAUAAAUCAUAUAUCAUUGAAAGAUACCAACAAUAAUCAUAUAGUAUAUCACCCUACUUUUACACCUCACUGGUCUUCCUUACAUUUUAACUGGUAUUUUAAAGAUAGCGAAAGUUCUAUAGUGGAGUAUCAGUGGGCUCUAGGUACAGUGAAAGGUGGAACUCAGAUCAGAGAAUUUACAACCACUGGUGAUAGAAAUCACGUGACUGUUUAUAAUCUACCCUUGGUUCACAACUCUCGGCUAUAUUUCACUGUUAAAGCGCGAAAUGGUGCUGAUCUAACCUCUCUAUCACAUAGCAACUAUAUGUUGGUGGAUACUACGCCUCCUGUUGUUAUUCAUAUACACGACGGUACAGCAGACACUAGACCUAUUGUUGUUAUUUAUAUACAUGACGGUACAGAUCGGGAUGUUGAUUACCAGACCAGUAAUGGUAUAGCUGUUAAUUGGCAAAUUGAAGAUCCAGAAUCUGGCCUUGACUAUUGUCUCUGGGCUAUAGGGUCUGUGAGAGGAGGAAAUGAUAUACAGAAGUUUACAAGAAUACAGAAAGAUGAGAAUAAAGCUAGUAAAGAAUAUACUGAGAGAGAACCUAUAAAAGUCGGACUAUCUACUGAUGAUUAUAAACUAGAGAAAGAGAUGGAUGAAACUGGUAUUAACUAUGAUGGUGUUAAAUUACAAGGAUUAAAACUGAAACCAGAGACAAACUAUAUGGUUGGCCUAUCUACUUAUGAUUAUAAACUAGAGAAAGAGAUAGAUGAUUAUUGUAUUGUUUUAAAGGUUGGACUCUCUACUGAUGAUUAUAAACUAGAGAAAGAGAUGGAUGAAACUGGUAUUAACUAUGAUGGUUUUAAAUUACAAGGAUUAAAACUGAAACCAGAGACAAACUAUAUGGUGAAUAUUUCUGACGACAGGGAUAUCAAAAUAGCCAAGACAUUAGAUGGUCUAACAUUAAUAAUAUUCUUGACAGAUAUAUUUGUAUCAAACUGGAAAGCUUUAAUCUUUGAAGUUAGUUUGGGUACCAAACAAGGCAGUGGAGAUGUUAUACAGUGGCAAGAAACAAGAAAUGACAGAAUCCGUUUGACAUUACCUAAACAUAGGAAAUAUAAACAACUAUAUCUUACUCUUACUGCAGUGGAUCCUUGUGGUUUAUUUACUACUAUUCGGAAAAUCAUUGUAUUGUAA
Messenger RNA from Lottia gigantea (owl limpet), 5400 nucleotides. RefSeq lists its product as hypothetical. The record is from RefSeq and is a predicted model, not a curated record. The transcript is spliced from 33 exons. NCBI's taxonomy places the organism in Eukaryota, Metazoa, Mollusca, Gastropoda, Lottiidae. Gene Ontology annotation, molecular function: protein binding. Bases 1 to 5400 code for a protein of 1799 amino acids.